GGCAGGCAUUCCUGGCACGAGAGUGUGGGGUCAGGCAUGCUGGCGCACUGGGCAACCUCCAGAUCGGCUGCUUAGACGCGGUCGCAUAUCCUGGGGUGGCUCUGGUGGUGAGGGGAGGGGCGGUAUGGUCUUGAAAAAUGUGCUGAGCGACGGGACUUGACGACCAGCUGCACAGAGCCCUCAAUGGCCGUUCUUGUUCGCCACACACGCGCCGACCCAGGACCACAUUUGGUUCCACAAUUGUCGGCAGCAGCCGCACACUCACCCUGGUACCGUCCAGAUAAAUGCCCACAGUCGCUGCCACCACGUCAUUGGGGGAGGUGGCACCAGACGUCCUCCGCUGCGUGGGGUCGACGCACCGGAUGCCGCUUGGCUGUGGGCCGGCGAGGCGGGCUGGAUGAGGGGCGAGGAGGGGAUCGGUGUGGGGGAGCCGCUCGGCCGGAAGGCCAGGGCGAGCAAAGGAGGUUGCGCUGUGCAGGGCGGGGUGGUCGGUGAAGUCCCAAACUCCUCUGUAUUAUUGAGCUCUGUGUGCAUCCAUCGAUAGCAUACGAACGUCAAUGGGCAAGUACGUCUUGCCUUACGAGAGAAGUCGGGCAUCCUGAGGUUGCACAUCCACGGCGGAAGAGGGGGCGUUCGGCUCCCAGCUGCCUCACUGGCCUCCGAGGGCUCACGGCUGACACCACCUUUCUUGCCGCCGCCUGAGCACACACAGAGUAAUUCGCAGCGGCAUGACGUAGGCAUCCAGUCUCCCAUGCAGCUAACCCCUUGACGAAUUUGAUGACAAUUCCUCAAUGCGACCCCGAGACUCUGACGCCAGAGAGCGACACACACCCACCUGCGGCAACUCUACUACAUCGGCGUCACAUCUUACGUUGCAUUGCAUCAAGCAAGAAGGCCUGUCUGGCGAAUUCUGGGUUGGCCUGCAUGAACAGACCUGCGGACGAGCGAAGAGCGAGGAGGGGGUCCAUACAGAGUCCACACCCGCAAACGGGGUCCGCUCAAGCCUUUCCCUUACCGGCCUGUCGUUCGAGGUUGCGGAGGCCUCUGGUGAAGAAGUUGUCCCUCCUCCUGUCCCUCUUCUCAAUUUCGAUCACCAAGGCCUGCACACGAAGGAGGAAGACGUGGAGGAAGGGGGGAUGACACAUGGGAGGAGUGAGAUCGGUGCUUGCCCUUCGUUCGUCCUCUGGCGUUGGUUCCGGCUCCUCGAUAAAAGACGUCAUUCUCUUCGAUGACUGACACGCGUGUUGUCACGUCUUCUCGUGUGACUCGAG
Vitrella brassicaformis is the source of this 1271-nucleotide messenger RNA. Lineage: Eukaryota; Vitrellaceae. The record is from the annotation of a GenBank genome assembly.